This is a messenger RNA of Serpula lacrymans var. lacrymans S7.9, 1064 nucleotides long. RefSeq lists its product as uncharacterized. The record is from RefSeq and is a predicted model, not a curated record. NCBI's taxonomy places the organism in Eukaryota, Fungi, Basidiomycota, Agaricomycetes, Boletales, Serpulaceae. Gene Ontology annotation, cellular component: cytoplasm. Gene Ontology annotation, biological process: protein dephosphorylation; negative regulation of MAPK cascade. Bases 76 to 735 code for a protein of 219 amino acids. The transcript is spliced from 2 exons. Gene Ontology annotation, molecular function: MAP kinase tyrosine/serine/threonine phosphatase activity; protein tyrosine/threonine phosphatase activity.
GACGGGAGUGGAUUGGGUCGUAGAGCGAGGGUCGCCUGAUAGAGACUCUUUGCUCUUUCUCAGCCCAUUCUCUACAUGAUCUCUUUUCCCUCCUGGCAGCAGACUUUUCUUGUUCAGACAAGGAGACCUCGCAAUGCUGACCCAACUUAUGGUCGGACAGCCACCCUCAUCGUCCCAGGUCUCUAUCUCGCCGACCUCUUCACCGCCAAGGACGAGGAGCAGCUCACAAAACUGGGCAUAACUCAUGUCAUAUCCGUCCUUGAGCACGCACCCACUUUUUCGUCUUCUCUCCCCAACCUGCGAAAACUACACAUCCCCAUCGCAGACACUUCAGAAACUGAUAUCCUAAAGCAUCUGGAAAUCACCACCGCAUUCAUCAACAAUGCCCUUGCGAACAGCAAGGACAAUAAAGUGCUCGUUCACUGUUUUCAGGGAAUCAGCAGAAGCGCCACUGUAGUCUGCGCCUAUUUGGUGGCUACCACCAGCAUGCAUCCCACUGAGGCGGUCGCAUUUGUAAAAGCGAAGCGCGGAAUUGUUUGUCCCAACAUUGGCUUCAGACGCCAGUUGGAGGUCUUUGGGAAACGUUAUGCUUCAGAGAAAGUACAGAUUAAAGCUCCACGGCGCUCUCGAAGUUUUGUGUUCAGCAGAAAUUUCUCUCUACGCACACGUCGUUCAAAGUCAGGUGACGGCGGAUUAACAGCCAUGGCAGAGUCCAGCACUGACAAGGGAACUUGAGAGGUUAUUUCACCGCUAUUUUGGAUUUAUUAUUAUGCUAGUUACCCGUACAUUAUUGCUUAAUACCUACAGAUACGUUCCACGGAUGUCAUAGUUUUACACAGCCCUCAUCAAUCUAACUAGCCCGCCAUUGAUUGGCUUUGAAGCAUAUUGGCAACAUCAACUUAUCAAUACAGUGUGCAAUACCGGGAAUACAUCGGUACAAAGAUAGCUGCACAUCAGCGAAUUGCACCCCUCAAAGAUCUGGGUUGAGGUCGAGAUCAAGGUCAUAUAUUUGGUCUUGGGGUCGAAGAUCCUGUCGAUAGGGAUUCGCAGCAUGUCCCAUUUGG